Messenger RNA from Zymoseptoria tritici IPO323, 582 nucleotides. RefSeq lists its product as uncharacterized. The transcript has a single exon. Lineage: Eukaryota; Fungi; Ascomycota; Dothideomycetes; Mycosphaerellales; Mycosphaerellaceae. The record is from RefSeq and is a predicted model, not a curated record. Bases 39 to 566 code for a protein of 175 amino acids.
AUCGUCCUCCUGGAACCACACAAAGCACAACAUCUACCAUGCCGCUCUUCGAGAUUCAACAUGUCGUUCCAUUGACAGACGCACAGAAAGACGACCUCGCGGAGGCCAUCACUCAAAUCCAUGCCACAAUUUUCACCACGCCCCGCGUGGCCGUCAACGUCAAGUACACAGACGUUUCAAAUGUCUUGAUGUACAUCGCUGGCAAGCGACGCCAAGGCAACCAUAUCAUCGGCAACGUACGAGUCGGGCCUGCUCGUCCUCAAGAGGACUUCGACAAGGAGUGCCUCGAAAUCUUGGCCGCUUGGAACAGAAUCGUUGCAACGCCGGAAGAGAAGAAGAACGCUCCCAAUCUGGAUCUUCGGUUGAGGUCUUGCUUUCUUCUGGGAGGGAUGGUGGCGGGUUAUGAGGCUGGAUUUUUGAUCCCUCCGGCUGGUGGGGAUGUAAAAUGGUUGCACGAUCACAUUGCGUCGUUCGAGGAGCAGGCUGCUGCUGGGGAUGAGGACAUGGCGGACUUGGUUAAGGAAGUGAAGGAGAGGGGCAUGUUGAAGAACACAACAAUCUUUUGAAUGCUGCGCGGUCCCU